Molecule: messenger RNA, 4030 nt
Organism: Eleginops maclovinus (Patagonian blennie)
Lineage: Eukaryota; Metazoa; Chordata; Actinopteri; Perciformes; Eleginopidae
Gene: yrk
Product: Yes-related kinase
Exons: 15
Coding region: 664-2424 (586 amino acids)
Biological process (GO): cell surface receptor protein tyrosine kinase signaling pathway; innate immune response; protein phosphorylation
Cellular component (GO): extrinsic component of cytoplasmic side of plasma membrane
Molecular function (GO): signaling receptor binding; non-membrane spanning protein tyrosine kinase activity; ATP binding
Source: RefSeq, a predicted model, not a curated record
GGACAACAUGCUAUAAGUACUUCCACAAUAACUUCCUGCUUUUUUUUAAAAUCGUGUUUAUUAAUGCAAACGUUUAUGUCAGAGUAGUCGAAUUCAGCCUCAUUAACUUUGCUUGUUCUGCAAGGGUACUUGAUAGCUAGUUUCAGGUUUGAUAUUAUCAUUUAAAGGAGAUACAUCUCCAUAGUUGAAUAGGUUGUUAAUGGGCAUUUCCAUAAUUUUGCAAAGCUAAAGUUAUAAUUUAUUCUAAACAUAACUCAAUAGGCAUUUCCCCCAACUGUCCACUACACGCGCACGUUCCUCUUGGGUGGACUUCAUCGCGCGCUUGAAGUCCGUUCCCAAAGCUUUCCGGACUAGGCGCGCGCUCACUUUUUUUUUUUUCAAUUGCUCGAGGUUUUUCUCUGUGCGCCCUGCGACACACCGGACACCACAGACACUCACAUCGGGACACCCGUAUUCCCCGGAAUAAAGACUUUUUUUCGUCAGGGUUCGGUGACAGCUUGCUUCCCAUUGUCCUAUCAUUCCUGCUCCACUCACCCUCUGCAUCCUGUGAGGCUUCCUGCUAGUGAGGGAGCGAGGCAGAGAGUAGAAAAAGAAAGUGGUGAUGGUGAUUGACAGAUGAUCUGGUAGAGGACGACAUCAGACACUGUCUCCGUGCUGGUUAUUAUGGGGUGUGCCUGUUGCAAGCAGAAGAAGGCAGCCAAAGCAGCAGAAUCCGCAGGAGUAGAUGCUACAGAUCUGUCUCUUAGCAACGCAGAUGGAGGGUUGUCCGCGGCCUUGACUCAGGGCCGUUACUGUCCCGACCCGACGCAGAUCAUCCCGGACUUCAACAAGGGCUUCGCCUCCAGUGCCAUCUUCCCCAACACCAACGCACACCAGCGGCCGGGAGGCCUCACAAGUUGUGGAGUCACUCUCUUUAUAGCUCUGUAUGACUAUGACGCUCGCACUGAAGAUGACCUCACUUUUCAGAAAGGAGAGAAAUUCCAGAUCAUCAAUAACACAGAGGGUGACUGGUGGGAGGCUCGCUCUUUGGACACAGGCCACUCAGGUUACAUCCCCUCCAACUACGUAGCUCCUGUCGACUCUAUACAGGCAGAAGAGUGGUAUUUUGGGAAGAUGGGGAGGAAGGAUGCGGAGAGACAACUGCUGGGCCAAGGCAACCAGAGGGGGACUUUCCUCAUACGAGAGAGUGAGACCACCAAGGGUGCUUACUCUCUGUCUAUCCGUGACUGGGACGACAACAAGGGAGACCACGUCAAGCAUUAUAAGAUCCGUAAACUAGACAGUGGAGGAUACUACAUCACCACCAGAUCACAGUUUGACACGGUGCAGGAGCUGGUCGAGCACUACACAGAGAGAGCGGCAGGCCUGUGCUGCCGUCUGAUUGGCAGCUGUAAGCGGGGCAUGCCUAAACUGGCCGAUUUAUCUGUGAAGACCAAGGAUAUGUGGGAGAUUCCCCGUGAAUCCCUCCAGCUGAUUAAGAAACUGGGCAACGGCCAGUUUGGAGAAGUCUGGAUGGGCUCUAAUGAUGGGCUGUGUUAUUACCUGACACAUUCCUGUCCAAACUCCACCCCUCUCACCAUGGGACUCGGGCGGGACGCCUGGGAAGUGAACAGGGAUACGCUGUCCAUGGAAAGGAAGCUGGGGCAAGGUUGCUUCGGCGACGUUUGGAUGGGCAUGUGGAACGGCACCACCAAGGUAGCGGUGAAGACUCUGAAGCCAGGGACCAUGUCCCCUGAGGCCUUCCUGGAGGAGGCUCAGAUCAUGAAGAGACUCCGCCACGACAAGCUGGUGCAGCUCUACGCCGUCGUGUCAGAGGAGCCCAUCUACAUUAUCACAGAGUUCAUGAGCCAAGGAAGUUUAUUGGACUUCUUGAAAGACGGGGAGGGUCAGAGUCUUAAGCUGCCUCAGCUGGUGGACAUGGCUGCACAGAUUGCAGCUGGAAUGGCGUACAUUGAGAGGAUGAACUACAUCCAUCGUGACCUGCGAGCGGCCAACAUCCUCGUUGGAGAAAAUCUGGUGUGUAAGAUUGCUGACUUCGGCCUGGCUAGGCUCAUCGAGGACAACGAGUACACGGCCCGACAAGGGGCGAAGUUCCCCAUCAAGUGGACGGCUCCUGAAGCGGCGUUGUACGGACGCUUCACCAUCAAGUCAGAUGUCUGGAGCUUUGGCAUCCUGCUGACUGAACUCAUCACAAAGGGACGUGUGCCGUACCCAGGCAUGAACAACCGUGAGGUGUUGGAGCAGGUGGAGCGGGGCUACAGGAUGCCCUGCGCCCCAGGCUGCCCCGGCUCGCUCCAUGAACUGAUGGUGCAGUGCUGGAGGCGUGAGGCCGAUGAGAGGCACACCUUCGAGUACCUGCAGUCCUUCCUGGAGGAUUACUUCACCGCCACAGAGCCGCAGUACCAGCCCGGAGAAAACCUGUGACCCCACAACGCGUAGGACAGAUGUGGAGCAAUAAACGGACAAACAGAGAGACAGACAGAUGUGGAUGUAUUACAUGCAGAUACACUGAUAUGCCUUCAUUGUAUUUGUUCCACACUUAUUGUACAUGCACACAUAUUAAGAUACAUAUCAUUGCCUUGUUUCAUUGUUUUAAAGACAGUUUCCUCCUUUUUGAUUAUUGAUCACUGCAGCCCAUUCAGGAACAAUCAGCCAACCACGUUGCAGAGUCGGAGCUCUGCUGAUCAGGCCUCGCAGUAAUGUUGCUUUACUCUGUAACCAUGACAACAAGGAACAGAAAGAAGAAGUAGCUGGUUGGGGGGGGGGGGAGUCGAGGUGGUACAUGAUGUGUUCAGUUGCCAUAUAUGUGCAGAUCCUUCUGAUUCCUCUAAAGAAACAUUUAGCAGGGCAACUGUUGUUGAUAAAUAUAUGGAUCCAUAAAAGGUGCAUCAGGUUUCAGAAAACAGUAAACGAACCCUGUGACAUGGGACGUAGAGCGGCAAAAGAUUUGUCCAUCAAAAAAUAACUAAUUGCCAUUUAUUCUACUAAUCAAUAAAUCAUAAUUUUAGAAAAUGCUGUUUUCAGACUCUCAAGUAUAUAGACGUUCUGCUUUUCUCAGUUUUAUAUCAUGUUAAAAUGAAUAUUUUUCAGUUUGGGAAAAACAGUCUAUCAAUCUGCCAGUCUCACACUCUGCCUGUCUCACACUCAGUCUUUCUCACAAUCAGCCAGACAUUGAAAUACUUCACCUUGGACAGUGAAAAACUGUGAUGGACAUUUUUUUGUUACUAUUGUGACAUUAAAAUAAUAAACAUAUAAAUCGAAAAUAAAGUCUUAAGUUACUGCACUAUUGUAAGGUAGCUUGUGUACAGACAUUUAAGAUUAGAUAGAAUCGGAGGAUGAAAACCUCUUUAUUUGUCACAUACAUGCACACAGCAGAGCACACACAGUGAAAUUGGUCCUCUGCAUUAACCCAUCCUAGUACUAGGAGCAGUGGGCAGCUAUUGUGCAGCACCCGGGGAGCAAUGGGGAGGGGGGGAUUGGAGGUGUCCGGUGCCUUGCUCAAGGGCACCACAGCAGGGCCUAGGAGGUGAACUGGGACCUCUCCAAGAUUAAAUCAUAUUCCUCCUCAUACAGUAAUCUGACACACAAAUAAAAAUGCUUUUGAACUAAUCCAUGUGAAUCUCCUCAAAGAGGGAACUGAUUUUCAACUUUGUGUGCCUUAAAGUGGUCAAAAUAAGGGCUGUAUUUGAUAUUUAAUACUAUGUUAGUAAAGUCUGAGAGGAGAGGUGGUAAGGAAUGCUUUUUGUUUGUUUGAUCAUUUCUAUGACAAUUUUGUAAGAAAUGUCUCUUUUGCUGUUUUAAUUUAACGCAGAUAGGUCUGUGCAUCACAUAGUUUUUACUUUUAUAUCUAGUUAACAUGUAGAUUUCAUCCAUUGGGAGGGCAGAAUGAAAUGUUACACACAAAGGGAAUGAUCAAUGUCAGUGUACCCUGGACAGACAAGUUUUCAAAUAUGUUAUUUGACAAGAGUGUAACCUUUUUUUGAUUUUAUGAGAUGCCCCAUGUUAUUGUAAUAAAGAUCAAAUAUCUUUA